This is a messenger RNA of Acipenser ruthenus (sterlet), 5501 nucleotides long. Its product is annotated as pecanex-like protein 4. The coding region runs from base 448 to 4026 and encodes 1192 amino acids. The transcript is spliced from 11 exons. NCBI's taxonomy places the organism in Eukaryota, Metazoa, Chordata, Actinopteri, Acipenseriformes, Acipenseridae. The record is from RefSeq and is a predicted model, not a curated record. Gene Ontology annotation, cellular component: membrane.
GUUUGUACACGUUUCUGUGUUUAAGUGUUGCUAGUUAUUGUUUCAUCCGUCCAUAGAAACGGAGGAGCGUCUAAGGGUGAGGGAGCGCAGCUUUAUUUUGAGCAAACCAUUCGGUCAUGUUACAUCUGUAGUGACAUUCAACAUAUUUCGGUAGUAAAUUCUGUGAUUUACGUUGUGGAGUAACAGAAUAUGUGGCUGCACUAUGUAUCCUACAACAAUACCCGAAGCGUAGCCCACAUGUUGAAUGCUGUUAGAAUUCUACAAGUAAACCUGACUUUCAAUAAAACAGUUGAAUGUUAAACGGAAUAGAUUCGGGAUGGAUUAACAACGCAUACAAUGAGCUUUUAAUUAAGGUAGUUUCCAUUGUAAUGUGUAAGUUAGAAAAGAUAAUGCUACACUGUAUCAGGUGGUGAGGAUGAACUGGAAAAGCACAAGGCUAUAUUCAGAAUGGGUCCAGAUGUCCCAUUGCUCAAUGAAUACAAGCAGGAAUUCUUUUGGAAACGUUUUCCACAGUCUGUGCUGGGAGGACCUCAGUUGAAACUAGGAUACUGUGCUCCACCUUACAUCUACGUAAAUCAGAUCAUCUUGUUUCUGACACCAUGGGUUUUUGGAGGGGUGGGGACGCUUUUGUACCAGCUGCUGCUCUUGGAGGAUUAUCACGCAGCUGUGCUUUCUGGAGGACUAAUGGUGAUAGCUGCUUCAGUCGUCCAGAUCAUGAACUUGUGUGCCAGACGAAGGACUGUUACCGUAGAAAGACUCCAGACUCAAAAUAUCCUCACAGAUGAAGAGGAAUUUGAAUUUGCCAGCUGCGCUGGCUCUGAGACAAUCAAAUUUAUUAUUCCCGGAAAGAAGUUUAUUGUCAACACAAUAUUUCACACAGUUCUUGCUGGGGCACUGUGUGGGUUGGGGACAUGGUAUUUAUUACUCAAUAGAUUGAGUUCUUUGUACAACAACACAGGGGCUGCUGUCAUGAUCUUUGUGUUUGGAUGGGUGACCCUGUGCAUUGGUGAAUAUUCAUUAAUUAUCAAUACAGCUACAGAGACUGCUACAUUCCAAGCACAAGACACUUAUGAGAUAACCCCACUCACUAGACCUUUGUAUAUGUUUGCCUUCAUUGCAGUGGAUCUCGCACACAGAUUUAAUGCCACAAUCCCAGACCUACAACAAGCAAACCAGGCUUUGCACAUCAUCUUUUUGUUUCUUCCACUUCUCUGGGCCCUUGGCAUCCUCUCUCCAGUUGAUGCAGUGUUCCUCUGGGGUAUGGAACAGACUUUAGUAUUUGGACUUGGAGGUUCAGCAAUGUCCACGAACAUCAGGUUGGUGGUGAUGUUUCUUGUUUCUGUUGGAGUGGCUAUAGGGACCUACUUCAUUCCCAGCUCUCUUGGGGUCGUUCUUUUCACAACUGGAAUGGGCUUUAUUCUGAGCCUUGACUUCAGCCAGGUGGAGCUCAUGUUCCGCUCCUGCUGCAGAAGCCCUGACGCCCAGGCUGACCUCAGAGACAUGCCCCGCAGUCUGGGCUGGAGGCUGGGUUGGAAGGAGUUCUUCCUUUACCUGACUGUCCUUCUGGCAGCUCUUGCAGAAGCUGGUCUCCUGCAUCACUUUGGAACAAUUUUAGAAACGUCUGCAAGCAGCCCACAAGCCAUCGUCAGCUAUAUCCUCAUAUCGCUCCUUGUUGUUUCAUGGAUUUUACGAGAAAUUCAAGGUGCAUACAUCUUCUAUGGAGUCUUUCGAAACCCUUUCUACCCUCAACAGAUAAGAAAUUUGAAAGUUUUUAAACAAAAGCAAAGUGGGCUUAUGAAGGCUGGGAUUGUGAGAAGACUUCUAAUCAAUCUAGUGUCCCCUUUUGCCAUGAUUGGAUUUCUUGCAAUGGAUAUCUCACUACAGAGUCUUCACACAGUUACUCUUUGCAUUGGAUUUACUAGAGCUUUCAGAACAUUGUGGCAGAACACAGAGCAUGCUUUGUUGGAGAUGGUGGUGAUUGCUGUUGUGCGUCUGGCAGCUUUAAAGAGUAAUCUAGUGUGGUGGAACAGCUUGGGAACUGGAAUCCAACUACUAUUGGUUGGCAUUAUUUGGGAUCGCCUUACUCAGUUUUUUUCCAAGCUCAAGUUUGCCUUGACUAUCCUCAUAUCAUCCUGGACAGAGAAGAAACAGCGCCGGAAGUCCACCGUCACACUGAUCACGAUCAAUGCAGUGCUCUUCCCCAUGCUGCUGGCUGUCAUUGCCCUGUCGGCCGUGCUUUCCGCUCCGCUGCUCCCUCUUUUCACCCUGCCGGUCUUCUUGGUGGGUUUCCCCAGACCGGUCAGGAGCUGGCCGGGCACCGUGGGGGCAGCCGCCUGCAUGUGCCCUGAUUCGGUGUAUUACCAGCAGAUGUUGUGGAGCCUGACGGAGGCUUUCCAAACUGCAUUUGCCACUGGAAGUUUGGGUGUCCCGUCUCCUGGGACUCACUUCCUUUGCCGGUUUCAGGACCGAGUCCUGUGGGUCAUGGUUCUGGAGAGAGGCUUUAGCUACUGUUCUCUUAAUAUUAAGGGGUUAGAGCUACAAGAGACCUCCUGUCACACCGCUGAAGCACGGAAAGUGGACGAGCUGUUUGAAAUGGCCUUUGAGCAGGAGGAUGGGCUGGAGAAAUCGACCGUGAACCACCAUUUCAGCAACAUCUUAACCCCCUGCGCUGCUCUGCCUGUGCGUCUCUAUUCAGAUGCUAGGAAUGUCUUGACUGGCAUCAUUGACUCCCACGACAACUUGAAACAAAUGAAGGAUGAUUUUGUUAAAAUUUUGUUUUGGGUGCUCCUGCAGCAUUGCUCUAAAAAAAGCCAAACACUUGAAGGAACUCUACCAGAGGACAUGAGAGGGGCAAAACCAGCCCAGGUUGUAGCAGAACAGUUUGUGGAGGUCAACGUCACCACAAUAAAAAACUUCAUAAGGAAAACUCCAAGUUUAAAUUCAGAGACCUUUGAUGAUUGGUCAGAUGAUGACGAUUUGUUUGGCCCUGAGCCAACCAGUAAAAAAACAGGUUUAAAUAAUCCAGCCCCAAAACAGACGUCCGCAACUCUUCCAGGCUCUGUUGAAAUGCAGAGCCCUUUCUGUGAGUCUUUCAGCGUGAAGUCAACAGACAAAGCACGACAGGCGCUUGGAUUUGGACUUCCAGCAAUAGACAAGGGGAGGGAAUUAUUAGAAAGACUGAGCGAGGCCGAGGCUGUGCCAAUGGUUAUCUUCAGUUCUUCUCAUUCUAAGCAGCUAAAUGUACCGCAGGAGUGGAGAUCAAGUGCGCUCCCAGGCCCCCGGAUGCAGCAGUUAAGAAAGCUUUUCCCUGAAGGCUGGUACAAGUCCGUCCUGAGCCAUCUGGACAUUGCCAAUACAGAAGAAAGGCCCUCUGAUAUCCUGGAAGGAGUCCUGAAUGAUGGAGCCUUGAUGGACCUCUACGCCCAUGUGGUGAUGACUUGCUAUGGAGUGACACUAGGAGCUGAAUCUACUGUCUUAAGCCCCAGUUAUGUCUACAAAGUAUACUGUGGCGAUGUUCCAUGGACAGUGGGGUUGGAUUGGCUGACAGGAAAACCAGAGCUAUUUCAGCUUGUUUUAAAAGCUUUCAGAUACACCUUCAAAUUGAUGUUUGACAAAGCUAGUCUGGGUCUGGUGGAGGAUUUCAGCGAGCUGGCUAACUAUCUAGAGGAGUAUGAAAGGGACUGGUACAUUGGGAGGGCGUCUGAUGCCAGGUGGCAACAGGCUGUGCUGCAGAAAAAGCCGUAUCUUUUCUCACUGGGCCACGAUCCCACCAUGGGUACCUAUAAGGGACGUGUGCUCACUCUACAGGAAUGGUUAGUCCAUGUGGGAAAGUUAAAUUCCGAAGGAAUCCGGGGACAGUGGGCUAAUCUGUCUUGGGAGCUCCUUUACGCCACCAAUGACGACGAGGAACGCUACAGUAUCCAAGCGCAUCCCGUGUUGCUCCGAAACCUCACGGUGCAGGCAGCGGACCCUCCACUGGGAUAUCCCAUUUAUUCCUCGACACCUCUUCAUGUGCCUUUGUUCUGACUUGUGGCAGAGGAAGUGACAAAGGCUUUGUUCUUUCAGCUGUUUCAGAACAGUAUAGCGAAAUUUGUGAUUGAACAUGCUAGCCAGUCUCACUAACUUUAUAUCACUCUGAGACGGAUUGGUCAGUUUGGAGAUACAGCCCCAGAUGUGUUAAUUUUAGAAAAGGGACAAACUAAAUUAACCAGUAUGAGACAAGAAUCUCCAGUAUCUUAUCUUUAAGUAAAAUGACAUGGAUGUGAGAUGUGACACUGGGACUGACAGUGUGAUAUGGUUGUGCUAAAAAAACUCUAAUUAGACAAAGUUUUUUUUUGUUUUGUUUUUAAACAGCCUGGUAAACUAAUGUUUCUUGUUUAACAGGAAUACAAGUACUGUAUUAGAUUUUAAGAACUGAAAUAGUUUAGUUUUCUGUGUUUUUAAAUAUAUUCUUACAUGAAAUACUGGCUUUAGAAUUUUCACAAGAUUUAAAUAUAUAGGAUUGAAACAUGGCUUGAUAAACAUAACUUGAACCAAAAAAGGUGGGGCUCAACUGAUGGCCUUCUCGUAAAAAAUAAAAAAUAUUACAAACAACCUCUCUUGCUAAACUUUCUUGUUCCAACUGUUAACAACAUAUGAAAUAUGUAAUUUGCUUGUAUCUGUUAAAAAGCAUAGUUUAAAUAUCGACCACCUCUUAAAGGUGGAGCUCAGGCGUACUGUGCACCUUCAUAAGUGGGUCAAGUUAUGUUUAACAGCCUGUAAUUCCAGAGUUUUCCAAUUCAUAUAUUGUGUGUGUGUGUGUGUGUGUGUGUGUGUGUAUAUGUAUGUAUGUAUGUAUAUAUAUAUAUAUAUAUAUAUAUACACUACUGUGCAAAAGUUUUAGGCAGGUGUGAAAAAAUGCUGUAAAGUAAGAAUGCUUUCAAAAAUAGACAUGUUAAUAGUUUAUAUUUAUCAAUUAACAAAAUGCAAAGUGAGAGAACAGAAGAAAAAUCUACAUCAAAUCAAUAUUUGGUGUGACCACACUUUGCCUUCAAAACAGCAUCAAUAUAAUAUAAUUACAGGACAUUUGUAUUGUAACUAUUUUCUGUCACAAGUUGAAAUUAUUUUAAAUUCGGGUAAAACAUUCACAACUCCGGUGCUAAGUUUAAAAAACAAUAAAAAAAAUAAUAAAUUAAAAAAAAUAAUAGACACCGAUGUUACAAUAACUGGAGGGAAGUUGAGGAGCACCUGCUAUAAAAUUAGCAGUUUGUUUUUCUUUACAAAAUAAAAAAAUAUGCAAAGUUAGCACUGGGGUCAUUACUUUGUGAAUGUGGCCUAAAGUACCUGCAUCUGCUUACAGGCCUUUGUGAUUUAGGUCUGUCUUUUACUACAGGGUUAUCAAAGCUUAAGUACUAUCCAAAUGUACGUUUUUACUUAUACAUUUAAUUGCUGUACUAUUUGUUGAUCAAAAGGUACACGUUUUAAAACAAAUAAAUAAAUAAAUAUUUUUUUUAGUUAGUUAA